Messenger RNA from Anopheles maculipalpis, 461 nucleotides. It is a transcript of the gene Chchd2, whose product is annotated as coiled-coil-helix-coiled-coil-helix domain-containing protein 2. NCBI's taxonomy places the organism in Eukaryota, Metazoa, Arthropoda, Insecta, Diptera, Culicidae. The transcript is spliced from 3 exons. Gene Ontology annotation, biological process: mitochondrion organization. The coding region runs from base 6 to 461 and encodes 151 amino acids. The record is from RefSeq and is a predicted model, not a curated record. Gene Ontology annotation, cellular component: nucleus; mitochondrion.
UCACAAUGCCACGUCGGGGUCGUACCGCUUCUCCGCCACCAGCAGCUCGCAGGGCGCCCAUGGCAGCUGCACCAGCACCGGCACCAAAGCAGCCCGUUGUGCAGCAGGCAGCACCGACCGCCGUUGCCCCACCGAUGGCCGCUCCAUCGCAGGGCCCCGGGCUGAUGGCUCAAAUGGCCGCAACGGCCGGCGGUGUUGCCAUCGGCUCUGCAGUGGGCCACACCGUUGGGCACGCGCUGACGGGCAUGUUUUCGGGAUCGGAUUCGAAGGAACCAGCGCCGGUGGCAGCCGCCCCACAACAGUACGCACCCGCGCCCGCCCCCCAUCAAGCCGGCGAGACAGGUCCGUGCGCAUGGGAGAUGAAACAGUUCCUAUCCUGUGCGCAGAACCAAUCCGAUCUGACGCUGUGCGAGGGCUUUAACGAGGCAUUACGCCAGUGCAAGGUGCAGCACCACAUGUAA